AUGGAAGACGCUACACGGGACGAACUCUGCGCGUUGAUGGACAAACUGCUGAUCAACUCGCUCGACCUCAUCGAACAGGACGUGCAGUUGAGCCAGAAUAUUGAAAACUUAACGACCGAGGGCAGAAUAGAUUUGGCACACACCCGUUUUACCAAGGGACCACAUGCCGCCAGCGCUGUACAACUGCCGACCGAAGAUUACAAACAAUUCCGAGCGCUAAAAACAGUGUCGGUUACAUCGGACGAGUUCCUGGCCAUUCCUCAAAUGACACUCGAAAGCCAUCCGGUAGAGGCGGACGAAGACCGUAUCGAUCCCGCAGCCUGGUUCGGCAUUCUUCGCCCGGCUUCACUGAACAGUGCGAGGGAAAAAUUUACGCGCUCGCUUGAUUCCAUCGUAGAACGGGCUAAUGUUCGGGUCACACUUACCCACUACCUAAAUUUGUUUGCGAUGUUGAAUAAACGAAAAUCGGAGCUCUAG
Anopheles nili is the source of this 477-nucleotide messenger RNA. RefSeq lists its product as uncharacterized. Bases 1 to 477 code for a protein of 158 amino acids. Gene Ontology annotation, biological process: vacuolar proton-transporting V-type ATPase complex assembly. NCBI's taxonomy places the organism in Eukaryota, Metazoa, Arthropoda, Insecta, Diptera, Culicidae. Gene Ontology annotation, cellular component: extrinsic component of endoplasmic reticulum membrane. The record is from RefSeq and is a predicted model, not a curated record. The transcript has a single exon.